UUGGCUGCUGCUCGCCGGCCAAAAAGCACCAAAACACGGGCUUCUGACCACAACAUGGACCUCAGGAGUCGCGUCGACGCUUUAAAAACGUGUCGCUGAUAGCCGCAGUUUCCUGUGGUGUACUAUCGUAGUUUUAUAAGCAUAAUUUUGUUAUUACAUAAUGCAGAAUUACUCUCAAGGAUGAUUGAUUAUGGUAGGGUCUGCAGCCACCUACGAUUGCGCAUCUGGAUUUGGUCGAGCCGCUACCACUAGCUAGCGGACAGGCUAGCAGAGAAGGAUGUUGUAGUGCUGUCCUCUGCAGUGCACAAAAUUGAGUGUCGACUGGAUAAUUUAGCUAGCUGUCAGUUUGCAGCCCUCACCAGUUAGCUCGUGUAGUAGCUGACGCUUAAAAGGGCCACCGAAGAUGUAAACCACCAUGCGAACAAAGAGACGGGAAAUGGCAGUGCCUUUGAUGGUCUCCCCCCUCCCUGUCUCCUUCAUCCUGGUGGUUCUGCUGUUGGCCAGGUCGCCUGUGUGCCAGGCGGGGGACUGCAAGGGCCACAGGCAGGUUUUGAGGGGACCACCUGGCUAUGUCACAGAUGGAGCAGGAAACUACUCUGUCAAUGGAAACUGCGAGUGGCUAAUCAAAGCUCCCAGCAGCAGUCACCGCAUUGUCUUGAAUUUCACCUUCAUGGACACAGAGUGUACUUAUGACUACCUGUUUGUGUAUGAUGGGGACUCCUACCAGAGCCCCCUCCUAGCCAGUCUGAGUGGCAACACAUUGCCGCAACCCAUUGAAGCAAAGUCUGGCAAGAUGCUGCUUCAUCUCUUCAGUGAUGCUAAUUACAACCUACUGGGUUUCAAUGCAACUUACACCUUCUCUUUGUGCCCUGGAGCAUGUGGCGGUCAUGGCCGUUGUGAUUCCUCUACAUCAAAGUGCCACUGUCAUCAGGGUUGGGGUGACCCCUCCUGUACAACCCCACUCUGCACCCAGGCUUGUUCUGUGAAUGGCCAGUGUGACAAGAAAGGAGAGCGCUGUCUGUGUAAGCCAGACUUCCUAGGUCAGAGCUGUCAGCUUGGUCUCUAUAACGAUAGUGGGGCAGGAAAGUGGUGGCUUGUGAGUGAAGGAAACCCCUACACACCUCCCAGGACAGGUUCCGCAGGCGUGUACCUCUCCACCACAAGAGCCAUGUAUCUGUUUGGCGGAUUUGAUCUCAACAGAGCUCUUGGUGACUUGAUCAAAUACAAUUUCACAUCCAGCCAAUGGGAAAGCAGGUCUUAUGGUCAUUCACCUGUGGCUCGUCAUUCCCCCACAGCAGUAGAGUAUAUGGGUAAAAUGGUUAUCUUUGGUGGAGAGCUAGCCAACGGCUCCCUGGCCAAUGAUGUGUGGAUGUACCGGCCUCACAAUGAUGACUGGCAACAGCUUGGUCUUUCCACUUCACAUGGUGCUCCUAAAUUGGCUAAUCAUGCUGCAGCUGUAGUAGACAGUUAUCUCUAUGUAUUUGGAGGUCGCACCGAGGAGGAUAUGUUUUCCUCAACUCUGUAUCGGUUUGGCCUGCAUGGAUCUGGACGGUGGGAGACAGGUCAGCCCACAGGUGGGAAGCCACCAGCCACUGCUGGCCACUCCAUGGUCUUCCACAGCCCAUCAAGGACACUACUUGUCUAUGGGGGCCACAGGCCUACCACUGCCAGAUUUAGUGUCAGGGUCAACAACACGGAUGUGUUUCAUGUGGACCGGCGAUUUUGGACAUCUUUCCGUUCACGUUUCCCAACAACUGGCCCGAGAGAGCGAGCUUUCCACUCAGCCACAGUCAUUGGAAACUACAUGGUUGUGUACGGAGGAAAUGUGCACAUUCAUUAUCAAGAGGAAAAAUGCUAUGAUGAGGAGAUCUUUUUCUACCAUCUGGGCUGUCACCAGUGGGUCUCUGCAAGGGAGCGACUCAGUGGUGAUACUGUGAGGGGGCGUUACUCACAUGUUGCUGCAGUAAUGGAGGGACGAGUGUUGCUGGUUGCUGGAGGCUACAGCGGUGUUGCGCGUGGAGACCUUGUGGCUUACAAAGUACCACUUUUUGUCAGUAGUGAUCAAGGUGACAGGGACGCUGUUUGCGCUGAGGCAGUAGAUGAAAGCAUGUGCCUUAAGAACCCAGAGUGCAGCUGGUGUGAAGGCCGCUGUCGAGAGUACCAACCCACUAACCCGUGUGGGAGUACUGGUUGCUUGGGCCUGGCUCGCUUCCUGUCUGAUUGCCAGUCCUGUCUGGUGUUCAGUGGAACUCCAGCUUCUCUGGCCCGCGCCCCUGGUGAAUUUGGCUGGUGUGUUCAGAAUGAGUCCUGCCUACCAGUGUCAGAGCGAAGUGCGUGCCGUGUGGACCAGCUCUCAGGGGCGUACGGCUGGUGGGGGGAGCGUACCCUUUUCCUAACCUCCCUCCACUCCUGUCGCACCGAGAACUAUGUCCCGGGACUGCACCUGCUCACCUUCCAGCACCCCCGCAACGACUCCCAGCCUGACAAGGUGUCCAUUCUCCGUAGCACCACCAUCAUCCUUAGCCCCACCACAGAAAUGGACGUCGCCCUACAGUUCAGGGGCUUCAUCCACCCAUUGUGGGGGGGACCUCCGCCUGCACCCCCUCCUAUAGAGACUGUCUCCAUGUGGGCUCGCAUUCAGAGGCUUCACUUUGAGGCUCGAAUGGCCACAGGACCCAACUCCAGCCAGAUGGAGGUGGUGGGUCGCUGGGCAGCUCAGCAGGAAAAGGAGCUGAAGCUGCUGGCUCGACCGGAUGGGAGCCGACUUUUCUCUAACCUGACCAGGGGCAACCAUUACCUUGUUCAGGCUGAGGGCUACCUUAACAACUCGGGCUCAGGACAGACCAGUGAGAUGGCCUUGAUCUGGAAUAGGACAUUGCCUGGAGGGAGUGAGAUCUCCUUCCUGUUCUUGGAGCCAUACCGCUCAGGUUCCUGCUCAGGGUACAUGUCCUGUCUGGCAUGUCUAUCUGACCAGUCUUGUGGCUGGUGCCCAUCUUUGUCCCGCUGUCUGCUGCGUGACAGCCCAGACCUUGAACCUUGCCCUGAGGGGGAGAAUAGUGAAGGGAAGGUAGAAGGUCAGCGCCAUCUGCUGUUGGCACCCCAGCAUUGCACCUUGUGUGAAGAGUAUAGAGACUGCUCUGCAUGUACUCAGGACCCUUAUUGUGAGUGGCAGAUAAACUCCAGCAAGAAAGGCGACUAUCAGUGCAGUCGACGGGGAAGAGUAGAUGGAUCCAUACGUGACCCAAAGGGCUGUCCUAAAGUCUGCAACCAGAGAAAGACGUGUGGUGAGUGCCUCUCUAACUCGAGCCAGUGUGCAUGGUGUGAGUCAGCUCAGGCCUGCUUCUAUUUUGCUGCCUACCUCACAAAGUACCCCUAUGGAGAGUGCAGGGACUGGUACGACAGCGUUCACUCAGUUCCCCAGUGUAAGCAGUGCUCAGCUUUAAACACAUGUACAGAGUGCCUGAGGACUUUCCAGUGUGGCUGGUGUGGUGACUACAAUAAUCCCACAAUUGGAAAAUGCUUGAGAGGAGACUGGGCAGGAAUGGAUGAUCCAUCUGUGUAUAACUGUAGUGUAGCUGUGGCUGAAGCACGAGCUGCAAAUCCUGAGCCCCAGACUUCAGCCCCACCUCGACCCCUAGAAAUGGAGAUGGAGUUGGAGCACUUGAAUGACGAAGAACAAGAUGCAAUCUGGGCCUAUCCUACUUGUCCCGAUGUAGAGGAAUGCAGGCUGGGCCUCCACAACUGUCAUCUCUUUGCCACCUGCAUCAACACUCCCACUUCAUACGAGUGCCAUUGUGAGAGAGGAUACACAGGGGAUGGCACACUGCACUGCAACCAAACCUGUUACAAUGAGUGUCGUGAGGGUCAAUGUAGCGGCAGCCCACGGUUUGAGUGUGAAUGUUCUCUAGGCUGGACAUCUGACCCCGCUACUCUGGUUCUAAGUGGCGUUGAAUGUGAUGUUGACUGUGGCUGCAACUUUCACUCCACCUGUAUUACUGCUCCAGGGAUCUGUGAUGAAUGCCAAGACUGGACUACAGGACCACACUGUGAGCACUGCCGUCCAGGUAGCUUUGGCUCAGCCCUGGCUGGUGGCGGCGGUUGCGUUCCUUGUGAGUGUAACGGACACGGUGACCCUCUGCAAGGAUACUGUCACAACCAAACAGGCCAGUGUUACUGCACCCACAACACUCAGGGCCCACAUUGCGAGUCCUGCCUACCUGGUUACUAUGGAGCUCCCAGGAAUAAUGGCACAUGCUAUCGUCAGUGCCAGGGCCGUUCUGUCCUACUCUCUUCCCCUUCCUCCACCACCAUUCCUCUGUCCUCUUCUUUGGGAUGGCGAAGUGGCACAGAGGGGAAAGGUGGACUUUCUCAUUGCCUGUGGGUCCUCUCUGUGACUGAGAACCUGGCACCUUGUCUGCCUAAACAGUUCUGUCCCCCAGUUGCCCUCACUCUACACCCAGACUCCCAUACACACUGUAAAAGCUCGUAUGUCUAUGUGUUUGACGGCCUUCCUCGUUUUCUGGGCAAUGGAGUUGUACAUUCUGAUCACAACUUAAUUGGAGCAUUUUGUGGCACCACAAGGACUCAGCCUAUCACAGUGGAAGCCACCUCAGGUGUGAUCUCAGUCUAUUUUGAAGCCAACGUCUCUUCAGACAAACCUCAAGGCUUUAAUGCAUCUUUCUGGGUACGACGGUGCCAGCAGAGCUCUGAUGAGGAUGAAGAUGGAUCUGUAUGUCCAGGUGGAGCCCAGUGCCAAGGUGGGCUCUGCCAGUGCCCUCAGGGAUAUGGGGGACCGCAUUGUGACCGGCUGGUGUGUCCUCAAGAUUGUGGAAUAGUAGAAGGAAGAGGAACUUGUAAUAUAUCUCUGGGAGUGUGUGUGUGCUCAGAGAGCUGGGCUGGAUCAGACUGCACUAUUCCUCGAGACUUCAACAGCUUGGUGUGGGAAACCCUACUAGACACACAGAUGACUGUGACCCAGGCCCACAGGUUCCUCCACCGGAUGGGACACUCUAUGGUGUCUGGACCACAUGGCAACCUCUGGAUGUAUGGAGGGCUUUCUCUGACAGAAGGAAUUCUGGGAAAUGUCUAUAGAUAUUCUGUGUUGGAGCGUCGUUGGACCCAAAUGCUGACAAGCUCUGUGGAAGAAGGAUUGACUCCAAGCCCUCGCUACCAUCACGCCUCUGCACUGCUGAGUCAUGAGUCUGGUUCUGGAACCAGUCACAACUUUAUGUUGGUUGUAGGCGGGGUUACUCAAGAUGGUGUUGCCAUGGAUACCUGGAGUCUCAAUCUCAGCAGUUUAGUCUGGAGAGAGCACAAGAGCACAGUGCUUCCCCCAGUGGCUGGUCACACUUUAACUGUACGUCGAGACUCCUCUGUGCUGUUGAUUGGCGGUUACUCUCCAGAAAAUGGUUUCAACCACCAUUUACUGGAGUUCAGUCCUCAGUCUGGAAACUGGACCAUUGCCCCCCAUACUGGCACACCUCCAACAGGUUUAUAUGGCCACACGGCAGUCUACCAUGAACAGACUGACGCCAUCUAUGUCUUUGGAGGCUACCGCUUUCACGUGGAAAGUGUGGAGCCAUCUGGUGAGCUCUACAGUCUGUAUUACCCCAACCUCACCUGGUCUUUGCUGGCCACCUCUCAGGGUAUUAAG
Molecule: messenger RNA, 5653 nt
Organism: Archocentrus centrarchus (flier cichlid)
Lineage: Eukaryota; Metazoa; Chordata; Actinopteri; Cichliformes; Cichlidae
Product: multiple epidermal growth factor-like domains protein 8
Exons: 32
Molecular function (GO): calcium ion binding; protein binding
Source: RefSeq, a predicted model, not a curated record